AUGGUGGUGCUGAGGGACGUGGUCCAGACAUACCCAGAGGUGCGCAUCAUCCUCAUGUCGGCCACCAUCGACACCACCAUGUUCAGAGAGUACUAUUUCAACUGCCCCGUCAUCGAGGUGUUCGGCCGCACAUUCGCAGUACAAGGUAAGAGAGCUCAGUCAAAUGGAGCUUGCACACUUUCUUAAAUCAAUCUAACCUUUAUAUGAUCUAGUUUAUGGGCUUGUAAUGGAUAGGUCUAAGGUGUUUCUAACAAAGUACUUUUUGGAAGAUUGCAUUCAGAUGACUCAUUUUAUUCCUCCUCUGAGUGAUAGAAAGAGGAAGGACAAGGAUGAGGAAGGAGGAGAUGAAGAGGUGUGGGACAAUACUUUAUCCUCGGUCUCAAGCACAGAGGACCAUUUCAUUUAACCACAGUUUCUUGUUCAACGGAAGUGUGGUCUUUGUAUAUGUUUGACUUCCUCUUGUUUGUCACAGGCCAACUGUAAUGUGAUAUGUGGGCCAGAGUACACCCCAGAGACUAAGCGCUCCAUGGCCCAGAUUAAUGAGAAGGAGACUCCCUUUGAGCUGGUGGAGGCCCUGCUGAAGUACAUCGAGACCCUCCAGGUGACCGGGGCCGUGCUCGUCUUCCUGCCCGGCUGGAACCUCAUCUACUCCAUGCAGAAACACCUGGAGAUGAACCCACACUUUGGUGUGUUUUCUCGCUACUAAUCCCUGGUUCUACCAUAGAAAUGCUAUUGGUCAAAGUAUUUGGAUUGAUAUCAACAAAUGCAUUGUCAUUUUAGUCUCAAAUCACCCAAGUUUCUCCCUUUUGAAAUGCUGUUGGUCCUAAUUGUAAUGAUAACAGUAAAUUGACUUGCUUUUUAUUUUUGUUUCACCCAGGAAGUCAACGGUACCUGAUUCUACCACUCCACUCUCAGAUCCCCAGAGAAGAGCAAAGAAGGGUAUUUGAGCCUGUGCCUGAAAACAUCACCAAGGUCAGUCAGUCUGGGUCCUAGGGUUUUUCCUGUAUUGGUGUUUAAUGUUGCGUAUAUGUUAUUAAUUUUUUAUCCUUUUCAGGUGAUCUUGUCAACAAACAUCGCAGAGACCAGUAUUACCAUCAAUGAUGUAGUAUACGUCAUCGACUCUUGCAAGUACCGUAUUUUCCGCACUAUAAGGCGCACCGGAGUAUAAGCCGCAGCAGCUAAAUUGAAUGAUAUUGAAUGAUGUGUACAUAUAUAAGCCGCACUGGACUAUAAGCCGCAGGUGUUUUAAUGUUUAAUUACCAUAUGUAAGGGUUCGUGCACAGAGGGGAUUGUCGGGAAAGAGACAAACUGUCUCGCUCUCGUAAUGUCUGUCUGUCUUGCUCUCGUUCUGUCUCUCGUACCACUCUCGGUUCCACUUUUACUUUUGCGCGCUACCUGUCUCACUCUUUUCCGGCCUCCAGCUUUUCCUGCUGGAGCCCGCCGCUUAAAGGUGGGGGGCGCGGACCGGUCAUAGAGCCCAUAGAGUUAAAGUUGGUGGCCUGUAACCUGUAAAAUCCAUAGAUUUAGGAGGUCUUCUAGUGGCCGUUAGCUGUAAAAAUCCAUAGAUUAGCCGCACCGUUAUAUAAGCCGCAGGGUCGAAAAAUGGGGAAAAAGGCAAGAUUCUCUGGACUGAUGAAACCAAGAUUGAACUCUUUGGCCUGAAUGCCAAGCAUCACGUCUGGAGGAAACCUGGCACCAUCCAUAUGGUGAACUAUGGUGGUGGCAGCAUCAUGCUGUGAGGAUGUUUUUCAGCGGCAGGGACUGGGAGACUAGUCAGAUUAACGGAGCACAAAGUACAAAGAGAUCCUUGAUGAAAAACUGCUCCAGAGUGCUGAGGUCCUCAAACUGGGGCAAAGGUUCACCUUCCAACAGGAAAACGACCCUAAGCACACAGCUAAGACAACACAGAAGUGGCUUCGGGACAAGUCUCUGAAUGUCCUUGAGUGGCCCAGCCAGAACCCGGACUUGAACCCGAUCGAACAUCUCUGGAGAGACCUGAAAAUAGCUGUGCAGCGACGCUCCCCAUCCAACCUGACAGAGCUUGAGAGGAUCUGCAGAGAAGAAUGGGAGAAACUCCCCAAAUACAGGUGUGCCAAGCUUGUAGCAUCAUACCCAAGAAGACUCGUGGCUGUAAUCGCUGCCAAUUGUGCUUCAACAAAGUACUGAGUAAGGGUCUGAAUACUUGUGAUAUUUCCAUAUUUUUUUAUUAGCAAACAAAUCUAAAAACCUGUUUUUGCUUUGUCAGUAUGGGGGUAGAUUGAUCAGGGGAAAAUACAAUUUAAUCCAUUUUAGAAUAAGGCUGUAACGUAACAAAAUGUGGGAAAAAUCUGAAUACAAGGGUCAGAAUAGUUUCCGAAUGCACUGUAGUUAGCUACAUCUAUGGGAUUUUGUUUUUCUGUCGUGCAUCAUGUGCAGUAGCGUGUGUGUGUGUGUGUGUGUGUGUGUGUGUAUGUAUGUAUGUAUGUAUGUAUGUAUAUAUAUAUAUAAAUAUCAUACACACACACACACACACACACACACACACACACACACACACACACUACCAGUCAAAAGUUUGGAAACACCUACUCAUUCCAGGGUUUUUCUUUAUUUUUACUAUUUUCUACAUUGUAGAAUAAUAGUGAAGACAUAAACUAUGGAAUCAUGUAGUAACCAAAAAAGUGUUAAACAAAUCAAAAUAUAUUUUUAUAUUUGAGAUUCUUCAAAUAGCCACCCUUUGCCUUGAUGACAGCUUUGUACACUCUUGGCAUUCUCUCAACCAGCUUCAUGAGGUAUUCACCUGGAAUGCAUUUCAAUUAACAGGUGUGCCUUCUUAAAAGUUAAUUUGUGGAAUUUCUUUCCUUCUUAAUGCGUUUGUGCCAAUCAGUUGUGUUGUGACAAGGUGGGGGGGCAUAUAGAAGAUAGCCCUAUUUGGUAAAUUACCAAGUCCAUAUUAUGGCAAGAACAGCUCAAAUAAGCAAAGAGAAGCGACAGUCCAUCAUUACUUUAAGACUUGAAGGUCAGUCAAUAUGGAACAUUUCAAGAACUUUGAAAGUUUCUUCAAGUGCAGUCGCAUAAACCAUCAAGCGCUAUGAUGAAACUGGCUCUCAUGAGGACCGCGACAGAAAUGGAAGACCCAGAAUUAACUCUGCUGCAUAGGAUAAGUUCAUUAGAGUUACCAGCCUCAGAAAUUGCAGCCCAAAUAAAUGCUUCACAGAGUUCAAGUAAGACACAUCUCAACAUCAACUGUUCAGAGGGGACUGUGUGAAUCAGGCCUUCAUGGUCGAAUUGCUUCAAAGAAACCACUACUUAAGGACAACCGCCGUGGCUUUGUGAGAUGCGGUAUGGGUGAACGGAUGAUCUCCGCAUGUCUAUUUCCCACCGUAAAGCAUGGAGGAGGUGGCCUCCUGUAGCUCAGUUGGUAGAGCAUGGCGCUUGCAACGCCAGGGUUGUGGGUUCGAUUCCCACGGGGGGCCAGCAUGAAAAAUGUAUGCACUCACUAACUGUAAGUCGCUCUGGAUAAGAGCGUCUGCUAAAUGACUAAAAUGUUGUUGUUUUUUUAAAUAAAAAAUGUGUUAUGUUGUAGGGAUGCUUUGCUGGUGACAGUGUCUGUGAUUUAUUUAGAAUUCAAGGGACACUUAACCAGCAUGGCUAUCACAGCAUUCUACAGCGAUACGCCAUCCCAUCUGGUUUGGGCUUAGUGGGACUAUCAUUUGUUUUUCAACAGGACAAUUACCCAACACACCUCCAGGCUUUAAGGGCUAUUUUACCAAGAAGGAAAGUGAUGGAGUGCUGCAUCAGAUGACCUGGCGUCCACAAUCCCCAGACCUCAACCCAAUUGAGAUGGUUUGGGAUGAGUAGGACUGCAGAGUGAAGGAAAAGCAGCCAACAAGUGCUCAGCAUAUGGGAACUCCUUCAAGACUGUUGGAAAAGCAUUCCAGGUGAAGCUGGUUGAGAGAAUGCCAAGAGUGUGCAAAGCUGUCAUCAAGGCAAAGAGUUGCUAUUUUAAGAUUCUCAAAUAUAAAAUAUACUUUGAUUUUGUUUAACACUUUUUUGGUUACUACAUGAUUCCAUAUGUGUUAUUUCAUAGUUUUGUCUUCACUACUAUUCUACAAUGUAAAAAAUAGUACAAAUAAAGAAAAACCCAUGAAUGAGUAGAUGUGUCAACUUUUGACUGGUUGUGUGUGUGUGUGUGUGUGUGUGUAUUAGAUAACGGCACAAUCAUUUGGUAAUUUUUGGGCUUGUGCUCAUUAAAUGUAUUUAAUGUAUGGCUCAUCAGGCUCAUGUAGCGUCAGGCUUGACUUUUCCAUCAAAGCUCUAAUAACAUCCAGACCUAGGCCUAUUUUAUAUGCUUUAUAAUGCUUUUGAAUGACACUUCCGGUUUUGGCAGGAAAUACCGGGUUACCUGGGAGAAAAGUGAUUUAUUCUCGGGGUGGAACAUUUUGUAAAAUACCAGGAAAAUAUUCUACCCUACUAAUGACCACCCAUGAUGGUGUGUUUUCUCUUAGGCAGAAAGUGAAGCUGUUCACGUCUCACAACAACAUGACCAACUACGCCGCGUCCGGGCUGGCUUCUGCUUUCAUCUGUGUAGCAGAGCACGCUUUGACAAGUACGUCUCUGAACCGCAACCUUCAUUGGAGUUGAAGAGAUCACAAACUUCUUGGCCCGUAUUCAAAAAGCCUCUCACAAUAGGAGUGCUGAUCUCGGAUCAGAUCCCCCCCUGUCCAUGUAAACAUAUUAAUUAUGAUAAAAGGCUAAACUGAUCCUAGAUCAGCACUACAACUCUGAGAUUCCAAAUGAAUAUUGAAUAUUUUCUCUUACCCUUACUUGUAUGUCAUACUAUGAGUUUGAUUUGAAAAACACAAGUGAAGAAUGUAUGCCUCUGCUUCUGUGCCUACCCUUUUCUUCAUUCCAGACUAGAGACCCAUAUGACCCCUGAGAUAUUCCGUACUCCUCUCCACGAGGUAGCCCUGAGCAUCAAGCUGCUGAGACUAGGAUCCAUUGGUCAUUUCCUCUCCAAGGCCAUCGAGCCCCCUCCCCUGGACGCGGUUAUAGAGGCAGAACACACACUGAAAGGUUAGUCUUUUAGCUUUGACCUUAAAGCUAGAACCCUUAAUUGCUACAUCCAUUUUUGGAAUGAUAGGUUGAUGUAUAUUAUACCCAUUGAUUCUUACAGAAUAAAACUAUAAUGUUGAUAUCAUGGAUGGUCAGUCCUUGCAUACAUAGCAGUCCAUAGCUCUGUCUAUGAAUUUUUGUGCUUACAUUUCUCCAGGCCUAUCCCUCAGCUUUAUUCAAACAGGCGGGGUGACCGCUUUAUCGUUUCUAUUAAGGAUUCUAACUUUAAUAGAUUCGUUUUUUCAUCUAGAGUUCUAGAAGAGCCCCAUUGUUGUAAGCAUUACCAACCACCUUGAAUAGUGUUGGCAUUUACGGUUCUUUUUAAUAUUUUCCCACUAGAACUGGAUGCCUUGGACACAAACGACGAGUUGACUCCACUUGGUCGGAUCCUUGCAAAGCUUCCCAUCGAGCCACGGCUGGGAAAGAUGAUGAUUAUGGGCUGCAUUUUCAAGUGAGUGCUGCAUCAGAAGUCAUGCAUGAAUUUAGUCAUACUAUUCCAUAUUGACAAAUCGCUAUACACAUACAGUGUUUUAUGUUUCCAAUGAGAAAUGGUUUAAGUAGUUGAUGCUUUCUCUGCUCUGCUUUCUAGUGUUGGUGAUGCAGUGUGCACCAUCUCCGCAGCGUCCUGCUUCCCAGAGCCCUUCAUCAAUGAUGGCAAGCGCUUGCGCUACGUGCACCGCAACUUUGCUGGCACCCGCUUCUCAGACCACGUGGCACUGCUGUCAGUCUUCCAGGCUUGGGACGAUGUGAGGUGAGUCCUGGCUUCAUAGAAACAUGCUUUUAUAUUAUAUUAUUAUUAUUAAACAUGCAACAUGUACAUCUAGAAAACAACCAAUUCCCUCUUAUGGAUUAGAAUGAAACACUCCUAUUCUCUCUCACUACCUGGAAAAUGAAGGUUAUAACGGCUUGUUAACUUUAUUGUAGAAUGGGAGGUGAGGAUGCAGAGUCCAGAUUCUGUGAACACAAGAGGCUCAACAUGUCCACACUGAGGAUGACCUGGGAGGCCAAAGUGCAGCUGAAGGAGAUCCUCAUCAACUCUGGCUUCCCUGAGGGUAAAUUAUGUCUGUCUCAAAUGGCCUAUGGGUCCUGGUCAAAAGUAGUGCACUUUAUAGGGAAUAGGGUGCCAUGUGAACAACCCAAUUUGUGUUGCAAUAUUGGCAUAAUAUACAAUCACAUUUGAAAUAGUUUGCUGUUUUUUGUCUUUUCAUUUGGGUGCUUGAUGACACAGAUGUUCAACAACGUUGGACCCGACAACAACCUUGACGUGGUCAUCUCUCUCCUGACAUACGGCUCCUAUCCCAAUGUGUGCUACCACAAGGAGAAGAGGAAGAUUCUCACCACAGAGGGGCGCAAUGCCCUCAUCCAUAAAUGCUCAGUCAACUGCCCCUUCAGCAGCCAGGACAUGACCUACCCAUCACGUUCUUCGUCUUUAGCGAAAAGGUAUGAUCUCAAAUUAGAAGUUGUCAACGUCUACAUAAUAUGAAUACACUGGUGUGUCAAAGGUUUUACUCUUCUAUAGGUUAUUUCUAUGCUUAAAUGUGAGCUAACGGGGUCACUCUGUCAGUGUUCGAUGACAAUCUAUGAUUGUAAAUUGGGGUACAAUUCAGUCUGACUGCACGCAACCAAUUAACACUACUACUACAAUUCAUGACCACUGGUCUUUUUGUUUUCCACCAGAUACGGACUCGAGCCAUCUCCGCCAAAGGAAUGACACUAGUCAGCCCACUCCAGCUGAUCUUGUUUGCCUCCAAGAAAAUCACAUCAAACGGGGAAAUCAUUGAACUGGAUGAUUGGUGAGUGUAGCUACUGUCUUUAAAGUGGUGCAAUAGUGGAAACAUGUUUUUUCCUGCAUAUUUACUUACAAUACUAAAAAGGGUUUUGGAUGAAGCAUGAAAAUUGUGAGGUGAAGCAGAUAAAACCACCAUCUGUAUUCACAGGAUAAAACUGAAGAUACCUCAUGACGUGGCUGGCUGCAUAGCGGCUCUGAGGGCUGGAAUGGAGGCCCUUGUUGUGGAAGUCACCAAAGACCCUGAGUACAUCAGACAGCUGGACCCCACAAACGAGCGCAUGCUCAACAUCAUCCGCCAAAUCUCCAAGCCCUCCGCAGCCGGGCUUAACCUCAUGGUCAACAAUCUACGGUAAGAUCAACAUGACAGAUUAGACUUCUCAGUUCAGGGGAGUAGGAAAAUAUCCCAAAUGGCACCCUUUUCCCUACAUAGUGCACUACUUUUGACCAGAGCCCUAGCAGCCAUAGUCCGAUAAACAUCAACAAACAUAACAUACCAUACAUACUUGUAGUGAAGCCAUGUAGUGGCAAUAUUGGAUUAGUUUAUUCUGUGUAGGUUAUCAACAUUUGUGCACAGUAUAAUCUACUCCACUGAUUGAGUAAUAGGACAGCAUAUUACUUUUUUCAGUUGUGAAAUAUGUCUGUUUUGAAUAACAAAUACAGCUGGUUUACAUGUUUUUCUGUCUUUAUCAGUUUUGGCGAUGGUCCACGUCCUCCUAAGAUGGGCAGGUUUGAUGGAGGUGGAGGAGGGUACCGAGGUGGAGGAUACAGAGGUGGAGGAGGAAGUAACAGAGGAGGCGGCGGCGGAUACCAGGGCGGCGGCGGCGGAUACCGUGGAGGUGGUGGAUACAGGGGGGGUGAGGGAUAUUAGAGCAUUUGAAGUGUAA
Molecule: messenger RNA, 7767 nt
Organism: Coregonus sp. 'balchen'
Lineage: Eukaryota; Metazoa; Chordata; Actinopteri; Salmoniformes; Salmonidae
Source: the annotation of a GenBank genome assembly